AUGUCAGGUGGUUCGAGUACCGCGUCUGGAGCAACGUCGUCAGGGAGUUCUUCUCGUCGUCGAGGUGGAUUCAUCAUGGGAAUUCCGAAGAGAUGCUGGUGUGGUGAGGAAAUUCUUCCCUUGAUGUCGAAAUCCGACAACAACCCUAACCGAAGGUAUUUUCGUUGUGCUUAUGCUGCAAGAAAAAAGCUUGAGAAUGAUAACCAUGUCUUUAAAUGGAUUGAUGAGGCAUUGAUUAAUGAGGUUGAGACACUUGAAAGCAAGACAAUGAGACUUGAACAAGAGUUAAGAGAGAUAGGAAGAAAAGAGAUUUUGGUGGCUGAAAGAGUUAAAAUGGAGGUGGAGAAGGAGCUAUUGGAUAGAGUGGAAGAAGUCUUGGCUGAAGCAAAAAACAACAUGAAGAAAAUGAUGAUAAUACCAAUCAUUGGAUGUGUUGCUAUUGUAGGUAUCAUGGGGCUCUAUCAUAGAGCAUGGUGA
This is a messenger RNA of Brassica napus (rape), 477 nucleotides long. RefSeq lists its product as uncharacterized. Gene Ontology annotation, molecular function: zinc ion binding. The coding region runs from base 1 to 477 and encodes 158 amino acids. Lineage: Eukaryota; Viridiplantae; Streptophyta; Magnoliopsida; Brassicales; Brassicaceae. The transcript has 2 exons. The record is from RefSeq and is a predicted model, not a curated record.